Messenger RNA from Cimex lectularius (bed bug), 1994 nucleotides. Its product is annotated as probable cytochrome P450 305a1. Gene Ontology annotation, molecular function: heme binding; oxidoreductase activity, acting on paired donors, with incorporation or reduction of molecular oxygen, reduced flavin or flavoprotein as one donor, and incorporation of one atom of oxygen; iron ion binding. NCBI's taxonomy places the organism in Eukaryota, Metazoa, Arthropoda, Insecta, Hemiptera, Cimicidae. Bases 107 to 1585 code for a protein of 492 amino acids. Gene Ontology annotation, cellular component: intracellular membrane-bounded organelle; cytoplasm. The transcript is spliced from 9 exons. The record is from RefSeq and is a predicted model, not a curated record. Gene Ontology annotation, biological process: xenobiotic metabolic process.
AAUUGAGCCUUUCAUUUAUAAAGUUGUUUUAUUACAUAACUGUCUCAGCCUUUUAAUCCAUCUCCUUCAAGGCUGUUUAAUUUAAAUUUAAUAGCAUUGUUUGACAAUGAUUCCGGUAAUUCUAUGUGUUAUGUUGAUCAGUUUUGCCAUUAUUUUGAUUUGGCAGGGAAUCGGUUCCAAGAAGAAGAAAUUUCCUCCUGGCCCGAUUAAAUUGCCAAUAUUAGGAAAUGGCGCCUUGGUCAAAAAAUACAGCCACACUUAUGGCGGCUUGCAUAACGCAUUUCAUAAAAUGUGCGAAAUGUACAACACAGAUAUUCUUGGACUUAAACUUGGGAAGGAUUACGUAGUGGUCGUACAGAGCGAGAGCCUGAUAGAAGAAGUCUUCUCAAGGGAACAGUUUCAAGCUCGUCCUGAUACGUUUUUUAUUCGUCUUAGGUCUAUGGGAACGAGAAAAGGGAUAACAAUGACUGACGGAGCAUUAUGGUGUGAGCAAAGAGCUUUUGCUGUGAGACACAUGCACAAUUUAGGUCUUGGCAAAUCACAAAUGGAAUUUCUCAUUAAUGAAGAAAUGCAGAUACUUUUUAGCUUUUUAAAAAAUGGUUUGAAUGUAAACUUGAAAAAUUGUAUAUCGAAAUGUGUGCUGAACGUACUUUGGGCGAUGGUGACCGGUUCAAGAUUUUUAAACGAAGACACUUUGGAAUCUCUCAUUUCGUUCAUGGGUCAAAGGGCAAAAGCUUUCGACAUGGCUGGCGGGGUGCUUUGUCAGUUCCCAUGGAUCCGAUACAUCGCACCUGAAUGGUCUGGAUACAACUUGAUAAAAAAGCUCAAUAAACAGUUCAAAACAAUGAUUUUAGAUAUAAUCGAUAAGCAUAAAAGGACUUACGAUAAAGAAGUCACUCGUGACUUUAUUGACGCUUUUCUUCAUGAAAUGUACAAUAAUGAGAACACCGACACAUCAUUCACAGACGACCAACUAAUAAUGGUAUGUUUGGAUUUUUUCAUUGCCGGUUCUCAAACGACGAGCUCGACACUGGAUUUUGCACUAUUGCAGAUGAUUGUAUUUCCUCACAUACAGCAGAAAGUUCACGAUGAGAUUGACCUCGUAUUAGAAAAAAGGAAUCCUGUUUUAUUCAGCGAUAAAUCAAAAUUACCAUAUGUUGAAGCGGUUCUUUUGGAAUCUCAAAGGUUCUCUCACAUCAUACCUAUUAUUGGCCCAAGACGUGUAUUGUCCACAACAACUCUUGGUGGAUACAGCAUUCCAAAGGACACUACUAUAUUACUUAAUUUGGUUCCGAUGUUGAAAGACCCAAAAAAUUGGAAAGACCCGAAUAAUUUCACCCCGGAGAGAUUUUUGAAUGAUGAUAAUCAAGUGAUCCAUGACAAGUUCACGUACGCUUUUGGAAAAGGCAAAAGAAGAUGCCCUGGUGAGCCUUUGGCAAAGAGUUUUAUCUUUAUGUUUUUCACAAAUUUUCUCAAGCAAUACAAAAUCGAGUGUGUUGACAAAUCCAAUCCACCGACACUCGAUUACAUCCCAGGUCUUACGCUAUCUCCCCUUCCUUAUGAAAUGAAAAUCAUCAAAAGAUGAACACAAAUAAAAAUAAUAAAUUUAGUAUAAGAAAAUUAAAUCCCUUUUAUAUUCAAUUAUUUAUUUUUAAUCAUUAAAUUAUAGUUUGAAUUUAUUUCAUUUAUCAAAUUAUAAUUAAAGAAGUCCUUGCCUUGCCUAGAAAUGAAUAGGAUUUAUAUUUAUAUAACAAUAUAUACAACAAAACAAAAAAAAAUUAAAACACUUUAUUGUAUUAACAUUACAACAAAUAUAUAAAUCAAUAUAAACACAAUUGUAUCACAAUAUUUAUAAAAAUAAAAAAAUAGUUUCAACGUCUAGACACAAACAUGCAUUGAAAAGGUCUGGGACAGAUUGUUGCACCAUCGAGCCCUUUGAUGGUCGGCACUGGCUCGCCCGGGACAGGAGUCACGGUGAAAUGGUACAGAAUUGA